This is a messenger RNA of Plasmodium gallinaceum, 852 nucleotides long. RefSeq lists its product as hypothetical. Lineage: Eukaryota; Apicomplexa; Aconoidasida; Haemosporida; Plasmodiidae. Bases 1 to 852 code for a protein of 283 amino acids. The transcript has 2 exons. The record is from RefSeq and is a predicted model, not a curated record.
AUGAGAAAAAAUAUUUGUUGGAUAUUUUUUGUGAUUUUUCCAUUUAUUCUUUUCGGGACAGUAUUAAGUAAUCAAGAAGAUGUACCAACAUUACCUAAAGAACCUAUCAACGGAAAUGGAGAAUUGACAGAGGCAUCUGAAGGUAGAUUUCAUUUAAGAAGUACUCCAGAUAAUGAAGUUCUAGUUGCUCGUGUAAAAGGUUAUAAAUCUGCAUUAAUUGUACAAGGAAGAAAAUUAAAUAAUAUUAAAAAAUCUUUAGAUGAAAUUCAAACUUACGUUACUAACAAACUAGCUAGCAUAUAUUGGGAGAGAACCUCACCAACACAGUUAACUAGAGAGGAAUAUAUGAAGGAAUUUGAGAAAUUCAAUGAAUUUUACAAUGAAAAAAUGCACACUUUUGAUAAUUUACGAAAUAAUAAUGUUGUUGAACAUUCUAAAUUCAUAAAAUAUCAUAAAGAUCUAUCAAGAAGAAUAAAUAAUUUAAAAGUUUUGUCUACAGAAGUACUAACAGAGUAUAAUGAAGUUAUGAAGAUUUCAAAACAAAAUAUAGAAUUAAUUUACCUUAAUCAAAGCUUAUGUAAUAUUAUUCAAGAUUAUUUAAAUUACUUAGGUAAAAAAAGAGUUGAUACAUUAAAUGCUACCGUAGAACCCUUACAACCAUUAAGCACAGAUUCUUCAUAUGAAACAAAUUCCACAGAAAAUCCUCCUGAAGUUGUUGAAGAAGUUAAUAUUAGUAAUGGUUCUAAUGGAUUAACUAAGGUUAUGGUGAUAAUAGGUGUUUUGGGUGGUUUGUGUGUUUGUAUUGGUGCGGGUUAUUUCAUUUAUACUAAAAAGUUAAUGAACACUUCAUAA